This is a messenger RNA of Syngnathus acus (greater pipefish), 1372 nucleotides long. RefSeq names its product TLR adapter interacting with SLC15A4 on the lysosome. NCBI's taxonomy places the organism in Eukaryota, Metazoa, Chordata, Actinopteri, Syngnathiformes, Syngnathidae. Gene Ontology annotation, biological process: regulation of toll-like receptor signaling pathway. The transcript has a single exon. The record is from RefSeq and is a predicted model, not a curated record. Bases 132 to 1028 code for a protein of 298 amino acids.
UCGCCAUUUGCUUCAUGGUAUGGUAUAAGAAUGGUUUGCUUCUCCUCAUCGUUUUUUUUUUGGUAGACAGUUCCUGAUCUUUUUCAAAUUCUAUCGUUGAGGAAAUUACCACCCGCUGAGGCAUUGCAGGGAUGCUUUGUGAAGCGAAAUUGCUGAGCAUGGCCUACGAAGAAGCAGAAGAAUCGUGCCACCCGCAGUGCGAGAGGCAGGAGAGUACUGUCGGAUCUUCUUCCCGCUCUACAGGCGGCAUUGUGCAUCAUCAUCACAAUUCGUCAGAGCAAGAGGGGGGCAUGGUUGGCGAGAAUCCUCCAGAAUUCUCCCAGCUGGAGUCUUUGGAUCUGUACAAAACACAGCCAGUCAGAGAGAACUCUUCGGGAAUCCAUAUCGUUUCUCCUCGCCUGGGAGGCGACGCCACCUUCCUGGUUCCAUCCUUCUGUCAGAGCAUCUGCCAGAACUACAGCGACCUCCACAUCGGAGGAGACCAGGUACUGCCCCUGUCGGACGACAAUUUGGAUCAGGUGCACGCCGACACCGAGGCGGUGGGUCCCUUCUUGCAGUCCUGUGACGUCCCCCCGCCUGGAGAAGACUCCCCUCCGAGACGAGCUACACAGAUUGGGCUCCUGCUGUCUCUCAAGGGAGGCUCCAACCACUGGAGACAUGGAAGUGGUCGAGAUCGGAGCUUUUUCUCCCAAGGCCGCGAGGGACCCUUCACCAACUCCCUCCUGAACGGCUACCUGGAACAGAAGCUUCUGGACCUGUACCAGCAGCACAUGAUGGAGAACAUGGCCAGGAAUUCAGGCCCUGUCUGCCCCCUACUGGCCUCAGAGAUGGUCCUGACCAGCCUGGACCAGAUCACCUUGCAGCUGAGCCGGGAUGGGAAUCUGGAGGCGGGCAUGGCCAAGGACAUGGUGAUGUCAUGCCUGCUGAGGGUGGCUGGUGAAGCUGAGUCCAGCGAGAUCAGCACACCUUUCCUGCAGAUCUCCAGUGACGGAUCCAAGGAGCUCUUCAACCAGGACAAAGAGCAAUGACACUUUCUUAGAAUUAAGUAGACCAUAGUGUCAAACUCAUUAAAAUGUUAACUUUUCAAGUUGUGUCUCUGUUAUGAUUAUAUUUUUUCCAAAAGAAGCGGUUAUUUUGAAAUUGUCUGAGAAGGGGGGAUAAAAAAGUUUGGUGGAGUUGGGUAAACGAAACAUUCUGCAACUGUUUUCAUGUUCCUUUAAUGAAUGUUCAUACUGUCCUUACUGUGAGUUUUGUUUACCUACUUAACAUAUUUUGGCCACUUCCUCAGAAGAAGACCAAACAAAACUCGCCCUUGUAUCUUUGAAUAACAUGUUUCCAUGCUUGUUUGAUAUCAAGAGGAAUAAAGCAAUCC